Molecule: messenger RNA, 1947 nt
Organism: Anarrhichthys ocellatus (wolf-eel)
Lineage: Eukaryota; Metazoa; Chordata; Actinopteri; Perciformes; Anarhichadidae
Gene: btc
Product: betacellulin, epidermal growth factor family member
Exons: 5
Coding region: 296-859 (187 amino acids)
Biological process (GO): positive regulation of cell population proliferation; positive regulation of mitotic nuclear division; epidermal growth factor receptor signaling pathway
Molecular function (GO): epidermal growth factor receptor binding; growth factor activity
Source: RefSeq, a predicted model, not a curated record
CACACACACACACACACACACACACACGGUAGUGCAGUCCACUCACAGUCCAGACAGAUACUUUGGGCUGUGUGUGUGCUCUGGUUAUAGCCUCAAGCUUUCCUGUAUGACUAUGAGCCUAACUGCCAUCAAUGAAGGACCACAAUACGAAACAGCACUGGGGAACUUCCACCGCUUGUCCACACCUUUUUCAAAGGUCAUCGACCUCUGAGGAAGGAUUAAUCCAGCUUCAUCUCUAUUUGUCAAUGACACUGAACUUUCAUGUUCCGCACGAGCGCUUUUAUCAAGUGAGGAGAUGGCGAAGGUGUACAGACUCUAUGCAGUGAUAGUAACAGCUCUGGCCUUAUGCAAAUACUCCCUGGCAGAAUGGAAUGCCACCGACGAGUCUGCCAAUCGAACUGAGUCCCUCUGUCAUCAUCAUGGCAACGGAGACAAUUGCACAGCUGGCACAAUAGAUACAGAGCAGUGGACCGGCCACUUUUCAAAAUGUCCCGAGGAGCUAACAACCUACUGCAUCCACGGGGAGUGUCGUUACGUUGAAGAACAGAAGGCACCGUCAUGCAGGUGUCAGCAGGGUUACAUUGGCUCAAGGUGUGAAUAUCUGGACCUAGACUGGCGGAUAGGAGAGAAACGACAAAUCAUAAUUGCCUGCAUCAUCGCAGGGCUCGUUUUCCUCAUUCUCGUCAUUGUAUUCAUCACCUUUUGUUCACAUUGCAGGUGCAGAUUAUGUUGGCGGAGGGGAAGACGGAGGGAAGAACCAAGGAACGGGACAGAGAAGCUCCCCAUGAUGGACACCAGCACGACACACACGACCUUAACGGCAGACUCCGCAGAGCCACCACAUACCAACACUGUAUGAGAAGUGUGCGCGACCACAAGUCUGGGAAUUGUUUAGACAAUGAGGGAUUUUGUCCUUCAUGUGACAGCUGCUGCCUUUUGUCUCACAGUGACGGCAGCGUGCCAUAGGAGGUCCCUCCUAUGUGCAGGACAGGACUGAAUCCUGCACAAUGGAGAAGGGACAUUUGUGGAUAAAGGCUGUGUUAGAUCCAGCUGGAGAACAGGAGUCUGCACCCUCCUCUUAAAUGGCAGCCUUGUCUGGAUAUUUGAUGAAGCUUCAGAACAAAAGAAGACGAUAAACACAAGUUGGAGGCGAGUGUUGAGCUGGACGUUUUUUUCCCGAUGCUGUGCAGCAACAGCCGCUUGUAGCUGCUGACUGCAUAGCGCUCAAUCAGUUGUUGCUAUGUCGAAAAAAGCUGUGGCACCAACUGGCAGCCGGCAAUAACAGGUGAUCAGAAUAUUCGUUUGCGUGGGAGACACUUCGACUGAAAAAAGAGAGGAAUGGGACUGUGUAAGGACACUCCACUGUCACAUACAUAGACCAUUUAAUGUAUAGAAAUGUGCAAUAUUACAAGUCCCAGCAGCUACAGAAUACUGUUUCAGUAUGCUGUAUCUAUGUGUCAUGUUGUUUCUACUUAGUUUAAUGCUAGUAAACUGGUAAACUAUUGAUCUAAAUCACAAACAUCAUUAUUUAUUCCUCUAUCCACAACGCCUCCAUGUGAACCCACACAGAAUAUUGUUACUCAUCAACAUUAGCAAUGCAAGCAGAGCCUUCCGUGUACUACAAGGUUGCAGUUCUGGACUCCCGGGUUGGAGGAGGACAAGGAGAACUUGUGCUGGAGGCUUUUUUGAACUGUAUAUUUGGAGCCGAGCAGCCUCCGAGCUACAGCAGCAGAACAGCCGAGCCUGUGUGUGUAGGCUCAACUGAGGUGAAAGUGCUCCACUGUAUGAGACACUUUCCAAACUGUCAGCCUUUCACAGGGUUGUUUUAACCGUGUAUAUGUACAGUAUGUGUAUCAAUUGCAUCUAAAUGUAGAAGGAAGAGGGCAGAGUCAGUGAAGUCUGCUCCCGCUAUCUAUAUGCCACCUAUCAAUAAAUAUGUUGACUGUA